This is a messenger RNA of Cololabis saira (Pacific saury), 5308 nucleotides long. RefSeq names its product ATPase plasma membrane Ca2+ transporting 1a (gene atp2b1a). Gene Ontology annotation, molecular function: ATP hydrolysis activity; PDZ domain binding; ATP binding. Gene Ontology annotation, biological process: calcium ion transmembrane transport; regulation of cytosolic calcium ion concentration. The transcript has 22 exons. The record is from RefSeq and is a predicted model, not a curated record. Gene Ontology annotation, cellular component: membrane; intracellular membrane-bounded organelle. The coding region runs from base 380 to 4246 and encodes 1288 amino acids. Lineage: Eukaryota; Metazoa; Chordata; Actinopteri; Beloniformes; Belonidae.
GAGUUAAUGGGAGAAGGGGACCCGGGUCGCUCUCCACUAAACCAAUCUGCAUGUGUGGUGAUCCCUGGUUCUGUGGGUGAUCCUUAGUCACGAUGAAUGACUAGAAAACUCAGCUCUCCCCGGGAAAUGGCUUGUUUUGUGAUAUCCCUACCACCCAACCACCUGGCGUACGCCUGCAGCUGCUUGUGAAGCCUCUCAGCUGUUUAUGGGAGCUACAACUGUGUUUGCACUCUUGAGGAUUUAAACUUUUUUUUUUUUUUUUUUUUUUUUCCUCCCUUCUUCAAGACACCAAUUUUUUUUUUUUUUUUUUUCUAUUUUUAACCCCCACUGUCGAGCCAAAGCAGCAGCGCUUUGUGGAAGACCGGGGAGCACCAAGACAAUGGCUAACAACUCGUACAGUGGGGUGAAGAACUCCCUGGUGGAGGCCAACCACGAUGCAGAGUUUGGCUGCUCGCUCAAAGAACUGCGCUCCUUAAUGGAACUGAGAGGCGCCGAGGCGUUAACUAAAAUCGGGGAAUCUUACGGGGACGUUCAAGGACUCUGCAACCGGCUAAAAACAUCACCUAUAGAUGGUCUAAGUGGACAGCCUGCUGACAUCGAGAAGCGGAAAACAGCAUUUGGGGAAAAUUUAAUACCCCCCAAAAAAGCUAAAACUUUCUUACAAUUAGUGUGGGAGGCACUACAGGAUGUCACGCUGAUUAUAUUAGAAGUGGCAGCCAUAGUUUCACUAGGCCUUUCUUUUUAUAAACCACCGGGCGGAGAAAAAGAAAAUUGUGGACGAGCCGCGGGUGGAGCGGAGGACGAGAACGAGGCGGAGGCGGGCUGGAUCGAGGGCGCCGCCAUCCUGCUCUCGGUCGUCUGCGUGGUGCUGGUGACGGCGUUCAACGACUGGAGCAAAGAGAAGCAGUUCCGGGGCCUCCAGAGCCGCAUCGAGCAGGAGCAGAAAUUCACUGUCGUCCGCGCGGGACAAGUUAUCCAAAUUCCUGUGGCCGAAAUAGUGGUCGGGGACGUUGCACAAAUAAAAUAUGGUGACCUCUUGCCCUCCGACGGCGUUUUAAUCCAAGGCAACGAUCUCAAGAUCGAUGAGAGUUCACUCACGGGGGAGUCGGACCAUGUCAAGAAAACGCAAGAAAAGGAUCCCAUGCUGUUAUCAGGCACUCACGUAAUGGAGGGCUCAGGGAAAAUGCUGGUCACUGCUGUGGGUGUCAACUCUCAAACUGGAAUUAUCUUCACUUUACUCGGGGCGGGAGAGGACGACGGCGAUGAGGAUGAGGAGGAGAAGAAAAAGGAAAAAGAGGAGAAGAAGAAACAGAGAAAAAACAAGAAGCAGGACGCAUCUGUAGAAAACCGUAAGAAAGCCAAAGCGCAGGACGGCGCCGCCAUGGAGAUGCAGCCCCUGAACAGCGACGAGGGCGGCGACGCGGAGGAGAAGAAGAAGGCCAACCUGCCAAAGAAGGAGAAGUCCGUCCUCCAAGGCAAACUGACCAAACUCGCUGUGCAGAUUGGAAAAGCGGGGCUGGUGAUGUCGGCCAUCACCGUCAUCAUCCUGGUGGUUCUGUUCGUGGUCGACACCUUCUGGAUCCAGAACCUGCCCUGGAUCAAGGACUGCACCCCCAUCUACAUCCAGUUCUUCGUCAAGUUCUUCAUCAUCGGCGUCACCGUUCUGGUGGUGGCCGUUCCUGAAGGCCUGCCCCUCGCCGUCACCAUCUCGCUGGCAUACUCCGUCAAGAAAAUGAUGAAAGACAACAACCUGGUGCGUCACUUGGACGCGUGUGAGACGAUGGGCAACGCCACGGCCAUCUGCUCCGACAAGACCGGCACCCUCACCAUGAACCGCAUGACGGUGGUCCAGGCCUUCGUGGCCGAGAAACAUCACAGGAAAGUCCCCGAGCCGGAGAACAUCCCGCCCUCCAUCCUGGACAUCCUGAUCCUCGGCAUCGCCGUCAACUGCGCCUACACCACCAAGAUCAUGCCUCCAGAGAAAGAGGGCGGUCUGCCGCGGCAGGUGGGCAACAAGACGGAGUGUGCCCUGCUCGGCUUCUCCUCGGACCUGAAGCGCGACUACCAGGCCAUCCGCAACGAGAUCCCCGAGGAGAAGCUCUACAAGGUCUACACCUUCAACUCGGUGCGCAAGUCCAUGAGCACCGUGCUGAAGAUGGCCGACGGAAGCUACCGCAUGUUCAGCAAAGGAGCCUCGGAAAUCCUCCUGAAGAAGUGCUACAAGAUCCUGACGGCCAGCGGGGAGGCCAAGGUGUUCCGGCCGCGGGACCGGGACGACAUGGUGAAGAAGGUGAUCGAGCCCAUGGCGUCCGAGGGCCUGAGGACCAUCUGCCUGGCGUACCGGGACUUCCCCACCGCCGAGGGCGAGCCCGACUGGGACAACGAGAACGACAUCCUCAGCGGGCUGACGUGCCUCUGCGUGGUGGGAAUCGAGGACCCUGUGAGGCCUGAGGUCCCUGAUGCGAUCAGGAAGUGCCAGCGCGCCGGCAUCACGGUGCGGAUGGUGACCGGGGACAACAUCAACACGGCCCGGGCCAUCGCCACCAAGUGCGGCAUCCUCCAGCCCGGAGACGACUUCCUCUGCGUGGAGGGGAAAGAGUUCAACCGCCGGAUACGCAACGAGAAAGGAGAGAUUGAACAAGAACGCAUCGAUAAGAUCUGGCCCAAACUCCGAGUCCUGGCUCGCUCCUCCCCCACGGACAAGCACACCCUAGUGAAAGGUAUUAUUGACAGCACGGUGAUCGAGCAGAGGCAGGUCGUCGCGGUGACGGGAGACGGUACGAAUGACGGCCCUGCCCUGAAGAAAGCAGACGUCGGCUUUGCCAUGGGCAUCGCGGGGACGGACGUGGCCAAGGAGGCGUCCGACAUCAUCCUCACCGACGACAACUUCUCCAGCAUCGUGAAGGCCGUCAUGUGGGGACGGAACGUCUACGACAGCAUCUCCAAGUUCCUCCAGUUCCAGCUCACCGUCAACGUGGUGGCCGUCAUCGUGGCGUUUACGGGAGCCUGCAUCACACAGGACUCCCCCCUGAAGGCGGUGCAGAUGCUGUGGGUGAACCUGAUCAUGGACACGUUUGCGUCUCUGGCCCUGGCCACGGAGCCGCCCACCGAGUCGCUGCUGCUCAGGAAGCCGUACGGCCGCAACAAACCGCUCAUCUCCCGCACCAUGAUGAAGAACAUCCUGGGCCAGGGCGUGUACCAGCUCACCAUCAUCUUCACGCUGCUCUUCGCUGGGGAGAAGAUUUUUGACAUCGACAGCGGCAGGAACGCCCCCCUGCACUCCCCGCCCUCCGAACACUACACCAUCGUCUUCAACACCUUCGUCAUGAUGCAGCUUUUCAACGAGAUCAACGCGCGUAAGAUCCACGGAGAGAGGAACGUGUUCGAGGGAAUCUUCAACAACCUGAUCUUCUGCAGCAUCGUCUUUGGAACCUUUAUCAUUCAGAUCGUCAUCGUGCAGUUUGGGGGGAAGCCGUUCAGCUGCGUGGCUCUGACCGUCGACCAGUGGCUCUGGUGCACCUUCCUGGGCUUCGGCUCUCUGCUGUGGGGACAGGUCAUCUCCUCAAUCCCCACCAGCCGCCUGAAGUUCCUGAAGACGGCGGGCCACGGCACCCAGAAGGAGGAGAUCCCCGACGAGGAGCUGGAGGAGCUGGACGACAUGGACGAGAUCGACCACGCCGAGCGGGAGCUCCGCCGGGGCCAGAUCCUCUGGUUCCGAGGCCUGAACCGCAUCCAGACUCAGAUGGAUGUAGUGAGUGCGUUCCAGAGUGGAACUUCCUUUCAGGGGGCUCUGAGGCGGCAGGCCUCCAACUCCAGCCAGCAGCAGCACGAUAUCCGGGUGGUGAAAGCAUUCCGCAGCUCCAUCUCCCUCUAUGAGGGCCUGGAGAAGCCCGAGUCCCGCUCGUCCAUCCACAACUUCAUGACCCACCCGGAGUUCCGGAUAGAGGACUCGGAGCCGCACAUCCCCCUGAUCGACGACACCGACGCGGAGGACGACGCUCCCACCAAGCGGAAUUCAGUCAGCCCGCGCAACGCCUCGCCCACGCCGCCCUCGCCCUCCCCGUCCCCCACGCCCGGAAACAACCCCGGUAACCACGGCAACAACACCCCCGCCCCCACCGCCGCCUCCCCGAACCAGAACAAUAACGCUGUGGAGAGCAGCAACCACCUCCUCCCGGACGGGCCCAAAUCAGGGAGCCCGUCCGCCCCGGGGAGCCCGCUACACAGCCUGGAGACGUCCCUCUGAUUCUGACCCGCCCCUCCCCCAACGCCCAUAAAACGCAGCAGCUUUUCCACCCGCCACCACGGAGCACGGAGCUCAGCUCGGACUAACCGGAACGGACACUCGGAGAGGAGAGACGGAGUCUUGUGUGGGGACAUCCAGAGGAAUGUACGGCUUGGUGUGGAUUCUUUGGUCCUUUUUUUUUAUUAUUUUAGUUGUUGUUCUUUAUUAAUACCCUGCUGCAACACAAGAACUCUCACCUCUCCCUCCUUGGUAACAUUUUUUUUUUUUUUUUUUUUUUUCUCUUGGUAACAAGGGGUGACGAUACACCUGGAUUUGAAAGUGACCUGUUUUUAUCUUAUUAUUAUUAUUAUUAUUAUUGCUCUUAUUUUAAUUGAAGGCUUGAAGAUCGUCUGUAAGAUUAAUAAUGAACCUUUUAGCUUCUCUUUUAUCUGAAGGGGUGUUGUAUAUUUGUUUCUUCGGCCCCUCGCUCAUUUCAAAAACAUAUUUCUGCUCCAUCGGCUGUUAAUAUUUUGAGUUAUUUAUGUUUUUUGGAAAAAAAGCAGGUCUGUUUACAAAGUUUGUAGAUACUUUUUUUCCUGUUUGUAGGCAAAAGAGCUUCCUGAUGUCUAAAUGCAGAAAACUGGGACAGAAUUUAAAAAGAGAGAGCGAGAGAGAAAAGAGAGAAAGAGGACUAUUUCAGAUACUGCUGUAUUUUCAGGAAAAAAAGGGUGUUUCUAUUGAAACUUAACUAUUUUUGCCUGCAAGUUUUAUUUGUUAUAUAUUUGUAGAUAAAUAUAGAACCUUCUAGCCAAACUGAAACACUAAGGCUAGUUUAGAGAAGAGGGAAAACGACAUCAACGGCCUCUGUUCACUAACAUCGCUAUAAAUAUUUACUACUUCCAUUUCUUCGAUAGUUUUCAUGUGCACAAAACCUUCUGGAGUUCUGGAUUCUCUUUUUAUUCAUUACGUUGUGUUCAAGAAUUUCCACAUGUUGAAAGGUUAAAUUAUUAAAAGGGACUUUUAGUAAAAAAGAAUCCGGGCCGAUUUAUUUAUCAAGCAUCCGAGACCUUCGCCCCCUAAAAA